This is a messenger RNA of Amoebophrya sp. A120, 7694 nucleotides long. Lineage: Eukaryota; Dinophyceae; Syndiniales; Amoebophryaceae. The record is from the annotation of a GenBank genome assembly.
AGUCAAUCAGGCUACGGACUCACAUUACUGCUCCACGACAUACAACGACUACGACCCAUUUUUACCCCAAAGAACGGGGAGUUUAUUUCGAAGUGUAAUUUGCCAUGGCCUUGCACUUGCUUCCAUCCGCGUUUAUACAUUGCUAUGUACAAUUUUUAUCCCUGAAAAUUGAUUAUUUCAAUCUUUAAGGAUCUUGAACUCGACCUCGUCGCCCUGGUUACCGUAGUUCUCAUUUAUAUCAUAAAAAUAUCUUCCUACUCUACAAACUAAGUACAACCCGGCACGACCAAGAAAAUGGCCGAUUUUCUCCAAAUGUGGCUGUACAACCAGGCGGCCUUCAAUUUCGACAAGAAGAUGCAACAAGCCGCGAUCACUCAAAAAACCGCGGAGCGCAAAGAGUGGGUGCAGCUGUAUCGGGAAGACAUCAACAACUUAUGGCACAUGACGGUAAAACGCAUGGACAUCUUUAUCACGUUGAACAGUCUGGAAAUGCUUGCUUUAAUCGCCCUGGUCCCCACGCCCGUGGUCCACGAGACCUUCCGGUGGCUGAAUUCCAGCUACUACGACCUGCCCGCGGACGAGAACACGAAAAGAGGGAUUUUGCUCUCCCCCCCGGUGUUCAUGAACUAUCAAAUGCAAAUAUGUCUGGGUCUGGAAGAUUGCGAGAUUUGUCAUGCUGAUCAGGCAUGGCCCUUAAAUCUGUAUUGCGUAGGGCCAUCGAAACAGCCUCUCUCGCCUGUCAUGCAAAAACACAGUUUCUCAUGCGCAAUAUGCAGCACAGAAGCACGAAAAAACUUAUCAUGCUUGGCGGCGCAUUACAGUGCGUUUGUUAUUGACUGUCUUGCAUCACAAGUUUCCAGAUCCAGACCCAGACAUUUUUGCAUUUGAUACGAACCAGCAGUCAACGAGUGAGUCCUUGUUGAUCAUCUACGUCCUAGCUUUCGUCAUGCCCAGCGCUUUCUUGCUCUUCUCCACUUGGCUGGCCAUCGAAGCGAGCAUCCUGGCGCUUAUCCUGAGCAAAAACGUCCUGAUCCCAGAGUCAAGAUGGGGAUCUAGCAACACAAAUCUCCAAGUUUUGGGAGCUGUGCAUGACAACUUUCCCUCUGUAGUGUAGGGCUCGUUGGCACGGGAAGCUGCAUGAGAAGGCCAAUCUCUCAUCCUGUUGACAGCAUCACAAAUGUCAAAACACGGUUAGAAAUGCCUCUCAUGGCGCUGCGCAUUACAAAUGCUCCUGUCAUUGCACAUUUGCAUGACAGCUCUGGGGUGGGGACGUUUUUACUCAGGAUAGCGCAGGUCUGCGGGUUAUCCAUGCAGAUGCAGUGCAAGCAGUUGCGGGCUUUGCCGACGGGGGUGGACGUCGAUCGGGGGCGAGCCAGGGGACAGGAUUUUGAGGAAACCGAUAAGGAACUGCAGUUGCGCAUCCCUUUCGUGCGAAGGAUCUCUAGGUUUGUCAGGUCGACGUUUGGAGGAGGAGCAGGCGGUAAUGAUCAUAUCAAUGGGGGCCGUUCAUCUCGAAGGACUACUCGUCCUGGCCUCGGAAGAGAGACGACGACGGGUGUCUUCGGUAGUACAGGGGAAGAUCAUGAUGACGCAAAUGGAGUAGAACAACUACAUGGGUCCUCAUCAGGCAACGACGAUGCUGCACAAGAAGCGGAUCUAUACAACUACGAACCCGAUCCGAUAGACGAAUACCUGCUCAACGAAAAUAUGGAAAGAGAGUUGAGGAAAAGGUACCUGGGAUUAACCAGUUUGCGGGAUGAAGAGUACGAAAAAUUUGCGGCGAACAGGAUAAAAUACCAAUUACCAGACUUUGCCGCAGAUGAUAAUGAUAUUCAUGUUGGUGGGAUAUCAAGCAACUAUCAAGAUCAACCGGAUGAAGCGGGUUUUUCUUCUGAAUCUGAUGAUCAAAAUGGCGAGAAUAGUGGUGCGCGGGUAAUUCAUGCCGACAGUGAGGAAGAAGACCUGGACCUUGUUGGUAGAACACAUUCAUCUCGACGUCGGACUCGGAACACAAACGCGUUCGCUGUUCCCGAAAGAAACGUAGAGUUCAUUGAAAGAGAGAAGAUCAAUAGACGAAGGAGGAGACAACUGAACCCACAAUCAAAAGCAGUGCAAAACCCCCGCCCGCCAGUCCCCACGCUCGCCAGCGAUUCCGCGAAUCCUCCGGGCAGUAAGUUAAUCUGCAUGAAGCGCGGGCACCUGCGGACCUACCGGAUUUUGCAGCAGCACUUCCUCUACUACGAUGUCUAUGCGCGGAUAGCGUCGUGUUUCGGGUUUAUCCCACGAAAAAACUGUUUCACUGUGGUGUUUUUGCGAGAUCUGCAUCACAAGUCUGUCACACAUGACAGGGAAAAUUUGCCAUGCGCGCUUUCCAAGGGAAAACACGGUUAAAAAUCCAAUGUCCUGCACCAGGUGUAGCAAGACAAACACUUUGGUGCUUCGUUCUCUGCAUCACAAGUUCACAGUGAAGCAGUUUUUUCUUGCGAUAGGGUUCCUCAUUUUCCUGCACUUCAUCGGGUUCUUCCUCACCACAGACAUCGUGCUUUUCGAGUCCCUAUCCUGUGCAAAAGCAUCGUACUCGUAGUAAUUGCAUUUUAUGCAUUACAAAUCUCGUUCUCAAGGUAAAACAGCAUGACAAAUUCCAUUUGUCAUGCUGAGCUAAUUUGUAUUGCAAUUACUACUAGUACGAUUAUAGUUUUGCAGUUCAUAGUCCCACCCAGCGAUUGGCUUGGUUAUCGCGCUGCUUAUCGGGUUCGCCUCCGCCUGGUCGAGUUCGAUGGAUUUUCACUACGGGAGCGUGUACCAAAAGGAAAAAUCCCCCCUCCCCAUAUCAAAACGAAGUUUCAGAUGCUGGGUUCCCGUACACAAAUCAGAUCUGUCUUGCAGAAGUAGAGGACUGCAGGCAUAGGCCAAGCCUGAGUCGAGGGGUCUUGACAUAGGCACCUAGCAUGACAAACGUCUAGGCUAUAAGCCCAACCGCAUCACAAACCGCCUGCAUAAUGCGGCGGACUCUCGGGGUUCGCCUUCUUGGAACACAGAUAGGAUUUGUGGUCACAAAUCUGCAUCGCAAAUUUUCAGACGAGUGCGUUUUCAAGAUGGGAAGGGGGGACUUUUCCUCGCAAUAGCGUGGUCCGGCAGUUCUGCUUCAAAUCGUGCCAGAUUUUGAUGAUGUUCAGCUACUGGAUGACGAUGCUGCUCAAAGUGUGCAACAGCUCCGCCCAGAAGAACGGGUUCACGGGGAAUAACCCCUUGCUGAACAGCUAUACACUGUCCUUACUGCACUUAAUCUUCACGCCGUUACCCGCGCUUUUCCAGUUCAUCUUCGUGAUGCAGUUUUUCUUUCUGUCCCAACCCAUAUCAAAUGCAAAAAAUAUGUCUGGGUCUGGAAGAGUACAAACUUCUCAUGCAUAUUUUCCAUGCCCCAUGAGGUUUGGAAUGCAGGACCUGGCAUGACAGCUUCUUCGACGUCUCUAUGAUGCCAAACCCGCAUGACAAACUGCCUCUAAGCUUGUUCAAAAGUGGACAGCUUUUGGUAGUCAUGCAACACAUAUUUUUGUACGAUCCAGACUUAGCAUGACAAGUUCGCGUCCUCCCAGACCCAGACAUAUUUGCAACGCAUAACCCACGACGCGGAACGAAACGGGGAGGAGAGACGGUGGGGAUAAAGAACACGAGGAGCGGAUUCUGUCGGAUGCGGAGCAAAAAUACGUGUUGAAGUUACCCUACAAUUACCGCAUGACGGCAUUCGUCGAUAUUUUGGCCUACGGGAAUGUGUUGUCCGACCAAGAUCUAGUGCCCGUGGACAGCGAAAAAGUGGUCGACGCUGAGGGGAGAAGAAAGGCGGCCUGUGUGGCGGAUGUGGGAGGUGUGGGGGUGAAUUCAUCAUCUCAAAUUGAUGUUCAUCCAACAAACAGGAAUGGUAAAGCGGUGACGUUUCUUCAGGAUAGCAAUGUUGUCGAGGGAGAUAGAAACCUUCCUCCAUCGGGUAUUCGUGAGAUAGAAAUGACCGAUUUUGCGGCCGUCGGUGGUGGUGCAGCACGGAAUCAUCCUGCAGCAGUUGGCAAAGAUGAAGAGGAGGAACACAACGUCGACUUUUCAACGCUCCUUCAGGACGAAGAUUCCUCAAAAAACCAAGACGGUGUGGUUCUUCUGGAAAAGUGUCUGAAACAGCAGAUCCAGCUCUACUGCGAUUUGUUGGCGUGGCUGCGGGUGAUAUAUAACCCGCCGAAGUUGCAACGACACGGUGCAAAUGAGACGAGAAACGACAAGUCCAGAGCCGCAAAUUCAAAAAAAUCCUUGAAUUAUGGGCGCGAAAGUAGCACUUCUAGCACAACUUCCAGCGACACGAAGCUCUCCAGGAGGUUUGCGCGUCAUGGAACAACUACACAGCACUCCACUGCUCCCCUGACCUCUUUCUUCCUCGACAGUUACGACGAGACACUGCGAAAUUCAGAACCGGGAUUUGUGUUGCGGAACGACAAGAAGAAUGCGGAGAAAAACAGUGAAGAGGACCAAGAAGAGCCAGACAGAGAAGAUGAAGUUCAAGAUCAAACGGAUAGCACGACCUCGACAGCCAACCAUUCCGGGUCUGAGGAAAUCGAAAUAUCUCCCAGCAGCCAUUUAAGUGACGGCGGGUUCGAGAAUUACUGUGCCCAACAAAUCCGGGAUUACGAGAAAAACAACGCGUUGCUGACCCCGGAGGAGGAGGAAGUUGAGAAGGAGAGGAAAGAAGAGCAGGAAAACCGGUUUUUGCUCGAAAACUGCAUAUUGCAAGGAAAAAUCCCCCCUCCCCAUAUUGAAAACACGUCCUUCCGAAAAUUUGUGAUGCAGAUUUGUGACCCCAAAUCCUGUCUGUCUUGCCAGAAGGCGAAUCUAGAGAGUCCGCCGCGAUAUGCAGGCGGUUUGUAAUGCCGCAAGGCCUACAGGGCAGACGUCUGGCAUGCUAGGCCCCUACACCAAAAGGCCCCCCCUUAGGCUGGCGAUCUGCGUGCAGUGCUUUCCUGCAAGACAAAUGUGAAUUGUGUACACAAAUCCCGCAUCACAGAUUUCCGUUUUGAUAUGGGGUGGGCGCUUUUUUCACCUUGAUACUGCAAGUGGAAAAUUCUUUCCUUGAUCGACAAAAUACGGGGGUUGCGGAGAAGAUCAGCUCUGACAGGAGUGGGGCAAGAAGUACUAGAGCAGCAAUCGCUGCGGGUGCCGGUGGCCCCCGCGGGGGAGAACAGGGAGGACGGAAAUGAAGCAAAUGCAAACCAGGACGUUGUUCAAAAACCCCUUGCGCUCCUCGUCGACGAGCAGUAUUUCGAAGCAGAAAUCGCGAAAGCAACGGCUGAAAACAGCAGCGGAUCUACUUCUACUUCGAGCAAGCCCUACUGGAUCGAAAAGGAGUAUUAUGACCCCAACACGGGCACGCCACUGUACUUUUACGUUUGUUCCAACGAAGGAGAGAAAAUCCGGUACUCCAUUCCAUCCGGAACAUCAACGUCCGAAGCGGGUCUCAUCCGCCAAGAUUUCUUUCCCAAUCAGGUGGAAGUGCUGGUGAGCAAUCUGUUAAAUUUGGAAAAGGAAAUCGACGCUGCGGAGGUUGUGGUGGUUGACGACAAAGAGCUACACGAUGGUAAAAAUGCUGAACAUCAAGAAGAACUUCAAGGUAGUACUACUAGAAGCCAACCAGCUAAAGGAACAACUGCAGCACGACCCUGUGUGGUCUUGGGGUGCAAAUUCGUCAGGAAAGUGAAGCACCCCUUCGCCAGUUGGUGGACGCGCAAGGUCGCACGGUAUGAGACGCCGAAUAUCACGGGGGAAAUCCAGACGCUGGAACGCAGCGCGAUUGCCGCGGGAAAGUUGCCGUUACAUAUGUACAACAUUCUGGUGGGCGUGUACCUGCUGUGCCUGUUGCUGGCGUUUGUGUUGCAAGUUUUCCAAUCCGCGAUGGUGUUUUCCGAAAUGGAGGUAGACAAUUCGGUGAAACCGGUUCUGGUGAAUGAAAACUGGAAAAACGCGUGGGGAGCAGUAGUAGAACAGGGAGGGGAAGCAGCAGUGGCAGCUCCUGACGAUCACCAGACCAGCAGCUUUGCGCAGCUCCAAGACAGAUCAUGGAGCGAGGAGGAUAGAUCUACUUUUAUUGGUAGGAGUAGUACGAUGUCAGGGUCAGGGAGCAGAUUCAUCGUGGAACAAAGUGCAGAAGCUGGAACUGGAAGGAGUAGUACACGAACCUUCCAGGGUCAUAAUUUUGACAACGCUUCAUUGUUUGACAUUCACAUUGACUCCAGCAUGGUCGAGCGAUUCGCAGCAAGCAGCGCAGGAACUGUUGCUCCGUCUACACCGCUACUGUCAACAUCGCAGUUUCCGCUCACGUCAAAAGUUACGCAGAUGGGGUGCAGCAAGUCCCCAUCCUUCUCUCAGCCCCAGCGGCUCUUCGCCAUCGCGACGGACUUCGAAGUGGUAUCGAACACAAAAUGCGACAACUCCAUGAGAAAGCACUCUUUCUACGCACAAAGCCAGAAGAAAAUCGUCAGCCGAAUUGGGGGUUUAGGAUUUAGGAAAGAAGAACGACUUAUUGUAGACGAAACAGGCAACAGUGGCGACGUGUCGGCACCGGCGACGAGGAAUGAAGAAGUCGUGUUUUUAUCCACGCUUCACGACCAGGGCCGGAAAAUCUCGGAGUGCAAUGUGGAAACGGGAGUGGUUGAGACCAAUUACGAGAUCAAGGGAACGCUGGAGAACAGUACGCCGUUGCGGGCGGCUUCGAUGUACCUUUUCCAGGACGAAUUCUUCCUGAUCACGAGUACGGAAAAAAACAACGGAAACAACGGCCCGAGCAUCUACUUGAUGGGAAUAAAGGACAAGGAAGAAGAUAAAACUCCCACUACGAGCGACAGCACAGAAGCAGAUCUACAACUUCACGACGAGGUGAAGACGCGAAGAUCUUCUUCCACGACGACCAUGCCUCAGCAAAAAAUUUUGGUUCCACUGUUGGAACUGUUUCCAAAGUUUUCGCUGUACCUUCGCCAACACGUGGCCUACCCCUACGCGGGAGAUCUGUCCGGCGCCGUUCCCAUGGGCGAGUCGCAGCAGCCCCCCACCCGGGACGCGAAGACAAAACAGAAAAGGCAGGAGUUUUUCCACCAGUUUGCGAUCGCCAAUUUCUGGAUCGUGAAGAAGACGCCGGAGGUGUUGGAGACACAGUUGCGGGCGUACGGAGGUGGUAAAGGGAAGAACAAGGCGAUGAAAAACCUAGCCGAUUUGGAUGCAAUCGUCGACCCGCAGAAUCCGGAAUUCUGGAAGAAGUACGUGAUCCAGGGGCUUUUGGAAACGGGGUCCUUAUUCGAGUACGACCAUUUCUCGGAAAAGUUCAACCUCAUCUACCAAACGACGCCGCUUCUGACGGCCUGCGAAAUCUCCGAGACCAGAAUACGGGCGACGAUGGCGGGAGAGGCGUUUUUUGAAUACGAGAAAAAGGACUUGGGUCUGCAGUUUUAAUACUAGUAGAGUGUAUAAUUUUCAAUGAACAAAAACAUGUUGUCUACUUUCAUAGUGAGUAAGUAAAAGUUGUCCAUGGACCUCCACGCUUGGUCCACUGCUUUCGCUCUUGCUGUCUUGUUUCCGUCAUCUAUCAACUCGUUGGAGAGCAGAAUCAUCAGGCGGCCCAAUGGGACGACGAUAUUAAGUACUGGAUCUGUUCAACAUUAUCUUGC